Messenger RNA from Misgurnus anguillicaudatus (oriental weatherfish), 1590 nucleotides. The record is from RefSeq and is a predicted model, not a curated record. NCBI's taxonomy places the organism in Eukaryota, Metazoa, Chordata, Actinopteri, Cypriniformes, Cobitidae.
GGUACGACCUGACGGAAGCAUCGUUCGCGAUUUUGAUUGGUCAUCCAUUAUAUUCCGAACUGAAUCCAUAAGUAGCAGUAGCAGCAGUCAGUCACUACUAAUGUUUGGAUUAUAGAGGUGCAUGUAACUGUCAUAUAUUUAAGGUGUGCGUCAGCUGAAGGAUGAGUCGUUUUCUGAAUGUGUUGAGGAGUUGGCUGCUGAUGGUGUCCGUGAUCGCGAUGGGAAACACCGUGCAGAGCUUCAGAGAUCACAGCUUCCUAUCAGAGAAACUCUACACGGGGACACCGGAUUAUGUAAAUGGACUUCAGGCGAGAACAUUUGGGAUAUGGACCCUUCUGUCUUCUAUCAUACGUUGUGCCUGUGCUAUAGACAUUCAAAACAGAACGCUUUAUCAUGUCACCUUGUGGACAUUUGUUCUGGCACUUGGGCAUUUCUUGUCAGAGGCGUUCAUUUAUAAAACUGCUCCUUUGACUAUUGGUGUCAUGGCUCCUCUGAUUGUAGCAGGUUUCUCUAUUGUGGCUAUGUUAAUUGGGUUUCAGUGUAUCGUUGAACCGCAGGACAACGUUGGAGCUCGACAUAAGAAGAGAAACUGAAGAAACGUCUGUGUCCGCUUCAGUAACAUUCACAUCAUGACCUUUGAAGCCCUGCAGGUGCUGACGUGACAUGUGAACCUUAAAGGGUUUGGACUGUUAUCGAUUCGAAUGUAAAUCCUGUUGUAGGUGGGUCGCUGACUGUUGACAGGACGCACUGUUUGUUACUCAUGUGGUCUUUGAUGAUGUCAUUGGUUGACAAUCACUAAACAUAUAAGGCCCAAAACUACCAACAGUUUUAAUAAUUUAAAUCAUUUUUAUAUGAAUUUGUAUGAUAUUAGGUGUGUACAGAUCAUUCUCAUUUUUUCGUAAAGUACAUUCAGGGAUGCUUUUUAAGUUAUGAAUGCUGAAAUCUUUCCCUUCACUGAUCUGUGUAUUUAUUACAACAAUUAUUACAAUUCAAGUGUUUAAGCAUCUGCCUUUAGGUUUUCAUGAUCAUCAAAGUCAGGUGUGUUCAGAUAUAUUUAAAUAAAUGUCAUCAUCUUGCAUGAAAGAUUUUAGAUAAACAUACAGUGUAAUAAUCCACAAUUAAAUAAUUAAAAUAUAAAAAAUAUUGUAAAACAUUGAUUUAAAUGAUUGUAUAAUUGAUAAAAUACUAAACAUAACGUACUGUAAUAAAAUUAGGAAUUAUCUAUAGCAUGAAUGCUUAUUAUUUGUUGUAUAUUGAACACUAACACUUGUUUAGUUGCUAACAUGCUAACAAGUUUUGCAAGAGCUUAUUUGAGAGACAAUUAAAAUUUUGCUUGAAAACUAAAUUAUCAUUGAAUAAGUUUAUUAUUGCCAAACUGUAUAAACAAUUCUAUGCAAAUACUGUAUGAUAUGAACACAACAUGUAAAACAUCAGAUUUCUACGAAAGUUCAAGACCACAGCAUCUGAAUAUUUGAAGCCACACAAAAGUUAAGUUAACUUAUCUAAAGUUUAAAUAUCUUGAAUGAUUUUCUUUCAUGUCACAGUUCUGUAUGGCACCUAGACAUUGAUUGGAUAAAUGUAAAAAAAAGA